UCGCAUGCGCACACAAUUCGGGCGGCUGUCCGACAGAGACGGUGGUUAAGCUGUGUAAUGGCGGCCGCGGUGUUGCUGUCUUCGGAGAGCCCCGGCCCCAACUUUACGGUGGGCAGUACCGGAGAGGCGACAGUCGCCGGUAACGGACUGGGGGCAGCAGGACCGGCCUCUUGGAACCGUGCUCUUGACAGGGCACUGGACGAAGCGGCGGCCACCGGUUGCCUCCAUCUCAGCGGCAGGAAGCUGAAGGAGUUCCCGACGAGCGCCGCUAACCACGACCUCUCCGACACGACAAGGGCCGAUCUGUCGCGGAAUCGUCUGCCGGAGCUGCCGGUGGAGGUGUGCAUGUUUGUGUCCCUGGAGAGUCUGAAUCUGUAUCAGAACUGCCUGCGCUCCCUGCCUGAGAGCCUGAUCAACCUGCAGGCCCUCACACACCUCAACAUCAGUCGGAACCAGCUCAGUUCCCUGCCAGCUCAUGUCUGCAGUCUGCCUCUCAAGGUUCUGAUCGCCUGCAACAACAAGCUGGUGUCUCUGCCUGAGGAGCUGGGCCAGCUGCGGCAGCUCACUGAGCUGGAUGUCAGCUGCAAUGAGAUCCAGAUGCUGCCUUCUCAGGUCAGCCAGCUGGAGGCGCUGCGGGACCUCAACAUCCGCAGGAACCACCUGGCAUGCCUGCCCCCAGAGCUGGCGGAGCUGCCGCUGGUGCGGCUGGACUUCUCCUGUAACAAGGUGACGUCCAUACCUGUGUGCUACCGGAACCUGCGCCACCUGCAGAGCAUCGUCCUGGACAACAACCCCCUGCAGAGCCCGCCUGCGCAGAUCUGUAUAAAGGGGAAGAUUCACAUCUUUAAGUACCUGAACAUGGAGGCGUGUAAGGCUGCAGCUGAGCUGCCCGACUUCGACAGGAGACCAAUGGCCUUCGGGUCCUGUGUGGAGGAGCUGUACCCGGGCCGGUCUUACGGGGCGCUGGACUCGGGCUUCAACAGCGUGGACAGCGGGGACAAGCGGUGGUCGGGCAACGAGCCCUCAGAGGAGUUGUCGGAGCUGCCGUCGCGAGUGGCCGAGAUCACCAGGGAUCAAAGACACCGCGGCAGGGGCGGAGCCGCCGUAUCCAACGGCAACGAGGCGGAGCUUGAGCAGAUGGACUUCAUCGACAGCAGCUGUUUGGAGGAGGACGAUGAGGGGCGGAGUCGGAGGGCGGAGCCUGCCAGCCUCAGCUCCCAGUUCAUGGCCUACAUUGAGCGACGCAUCACCAGAGAGCGCUCUCCUGUGAAGGCAAGAGACACGCGGACAGACGAUUCCCAUAGACACAGUGCCCUCAGCAGGAGCGUCCUGAACGGCAGAAGUAUGUCGCCCUCUGCUGGUCAGAGCCAGCGGGCUGCGGGGGCAGGGCUGGGGGCGGGGCCAGGAGCCACCGGGCUGGAGCACAUACGAAGAGAGGCUCACCUGGCCGCCAUGCAGUACGAGGAAGAGAGGCACAGGGGGCGCCAUUCCCAAAAAGAAGUGCUGACCUACGCCAAGCUCAAAGCAGCGCAGAGCCUCUCCAAACACAGCCUGUCAGAGAACGAAAGCACGUACCCCUCCAGACGAUCCACUCACACGGAUGACUCCGCCCUCUUCAUGAGCGAGGACCGUUCCCCCCUCUCUCCCACCUCCUCUGGACACCCCCCAGCCCUCCAAUCGCCUUCCUGUCCUGGUGCUGUGGCCCCGCCCUCCAGCCGGGGCCCCGCCCCCCAUCCCAGCAGCCUGCUGAUUCGUUUGGGACAGAGAGAGGAAGCCAGGAGAGAUUUGGGAGUCCCUAAGGUGGAGGCUGAGGAGGCCACGCCCCCUGAGCCCUGUGCGUUUGUGGGAGAGGAGGCGGAGCUGGUGGAGCAACUGCGAAAGAACAUCGAGUCCCGGCUGAAGGUGUCGUUGCCUAGCGACCUGGGGGCGGCGCUGACGGACGGGGUGGUGCUCUGCCACCUGGCCAAUCACGUGCGGCCAAGAUCCGUGCCCAGCAUCCACGUGCCUUCGCCCGCUGUGCCCAAACUGACAAUGGCCAAGUGUCGCCGGAAUGUGGAGAACUUCCUGGAGGCGUGUCGCAGGCUUGGGGUCCCGCAGGCCCAGCUGUGCCUGCCACUUCAUAUCCUGGAGGAGAAGGGGCUCCCCCUGGUGGCCGGGACAGUAAGAGCCCUGCUGGAGCUGGCUCCCCCGAAACACACCCCCUCCCCCACGACCGCUGCCCCCCCUGUCUCCAUUUAGGACAGACAGGUGGACAGACGGACGUGUGAACGGAAUCCUCUGGCAAAUAUGUGGCUCGCCUGCCCUUCCCAAAAACCGUGGAAUUAUUCUCCCUCUCACUUCUACGGUCGCCCCCCCCCCCCCGCCCCCUUCAAAAACCCCACACGCCCACCCCAGCUCCACAGACACCAGACUGACACCUCCAGAGGGAGGCUGUGAGGAGGAGGAAGACUUUUUUGGGACGCUGGCAAAAGAAAGUUCCGGAGCCGAAGACUUCAGGUGACCGGUCGCUCCCUCACGGACGGACGGACGGACGGACGGACGGACGGACGGACGGACGGGACACACGGACACGGGAGUCGGUCGCCAUGGACACAGAGAGAAGAGGAGGAGAAGAGACGGUUCUUCCUUUUUUUUCCAUUAACAAGUUUUUAGUCUUCGGUAUUCUCUCUUCACUUCAUAGGGUGUCUUUUGUCCUUGGCUCCUUCUUGUAUAUUACUAUUGUUAUUAUUAUUAUUAUUGUUUUAAUAUUGUUAUUAUUAUUAUGGUCACAAGACAGGGAUUUGGGCAGGGGAGGUGUAGUGUUACCAUGGUAAAUCGCAUGACCAUGUUGUCACAUGACCCAGGUUGUCCAAUCCCUAAAGGAAGACGUUUGAUGGAGCUGGGCUCACUAAUGGUUAAACAACGCUAAGAGGUCUUUGUGAUGUUAAAUUAAGGAGCUGGUCUAGCCCAGAGAAGUGGAUGGGGCUCAAAAACCUUGGGUGUCUUAGUGGUGUGACCUGAGGUUUUAAUCCCUGUGUUUUUGGAACACUAGCGACAUGACCGCUGCAGUCCUACUUGUGGCCAGGAGGGGGCGGUGCACGCGCGCUCCUGUCUCUCUGUGUUAGGGUCACUCGCAGAGCGCAGGACUCAAACACAGGGCCCAGGUCCGGGCUCCUCGUUCUCUGCUCCUGUGAAAUCUGCAACGGUGUAGACCCCGGGAUGCAGGGAAGGUCAGUUAACGACAAAGUGAGCUGCUUCGAGUGAUGGCUUUUAGCGCCUGUUAAAAAUGAAAAAGGGGCACACCCUGGAGCCCUACAGGUUUGGGUCACCCUGGAAAUAGGCAUACCGUACAGACCUGUAGUGUUGGGUCGCCCUGGAAACGGGCACGCCCUGCAGCCCUCCAGGGUUGGGUAGCCCUGGAAACGGGCACGCCCUGCAGUCCUCCAGGGUUGGGUCGCCCUGGAAACAGGCACGCCCUGCAGCCCUCCAGGGUUGGGUCGCCCUGGAAACGGGCACACCCUGCAGCCCUCCAGGGUUGGGUCACCCUGGGGUUGAACGACGGCUCGUAUGAAAGGCUGCAGGUGAGGGGGAUGUCAUGGAGUCAUGGCCCGGGUGGGCGGCUGUGAUCCUUACGUGUGUUUUACACCUUUAGUGUUACGUGUGAGCCCAGUUACACACACCAUGGUAUGAUGGAAACUACAACCCGGCCUACGCCCUGCGGUACAGCAUAACGCACCCUGACACGCCACGACACUACACACCCAAGCACAUCAGCAUAGCACUACAUACCCAAAAACAUCACAAAACGCCCGGUUACAACAGAACUCUGCGUACCACACCACCUAACACAACUCACAACUUGGACAGUCUCUAUAAAACUAGAGCGCUGCAUGUCCCAGGAUAAGGCAACACUAUUCUGCCCAACGCAGGCUCCUCCCGUAUACUACUCGAUCGCACACAGCAUAGCCCUACGGCGCAGAGCUGAGCUUAUUUAACCCUGCUCUUUCCAGCAAGGUUGAUGGCAGCUGUGAGGAAGGAGAUGGGGCUCCAACGCGUGUUAAAUGGUUACCCUUACCCUCCACCUGUCUGGAGUUUACCUGCUUCUGUUACCUGUGUAAACCGGCCCCACAGGCCUGGUACAUCUCUCUGUCCUGCUUUCAUGGGAGACGAAGGCUCUACUGUUUCCCUGACUCACUGCCGCCACUGUGACUCUGUGCUGUUACACUGACUCCCUGUGAUUGGGUGCUGUUACGCUGACUCAUUGUGAUUGCUGUGACUUGGUACUGUUACAGUGACUCAAUGUUGUGGCUCUGACUCUGCUGUUACACUGACUCACUGUGAUUGGGCGCUGUUACACUGACUCACUCUGUCUUAGUCCUGUCACAGGGGCUCAUUGUGGUUGCUGUGUCUGUGCUGUUACAGUGACUCUGCUGUCGUGGGUCUCACUCAUUGCUGUUACUCUGAGUCACUGAUCACUGUGAUUCGGUCCUGUCGCAGGGACUCCCUGUAGUGGCUCUGAAUAAUCGGUGGUUAACUGACUUGCUGUGACUUGGUCCUGUUACACUGACUCACUGUAGUGGCUCUGACUCACUGCUGUUACUCUCACACACUGUGGUUGCUCAGACUCUGUGCUGUUACAGUGACUCACUCAGUUCGCUUCUAUUCAAUUCUGUAACACUGAUGCCCCUUUUGGUCACACUCACUCUGUGAGUCUGUUACGGCGACUCACUGACUCGGGCUUGUGACACGGAUUCAGACCUGCAGGAUUGACUCACGGAUUCAGACCUGCAGGAUUGACUCACGGAUUCAGACCUGCAGGAUUGACUCACUGAGUCAGACCUGUCACAGUUGCUCGCUGACUCACACCAGAUUCUAUAACAGCGGUUCUGGACUGGCCUGGCCUGGCCUGUUCAUUGACGUACACAGAGAACCCUGGCAGGGUCCAGAACCCAGCCCAAACGAACAUCGUUGGUGGGAAAUGAGAGCGUGAAAUGCAGGAAGGAUUCCUGAAAGCUUAUCCCUUUGAGUGACAGGUGACCUCUGACCCCUCUGUACCAGACAGGGGUUGGUUGUUAGCAAGGGCUUAUGGGUAAAUAUUAUUAUGGAGGAUUACUUUUUUCUCCUCUACUUUAUCUUUUGCAUGCUGGACCUACAUGCACAUGCAGUUUGGAACUGAUAAAAAAUGAAAAAAUUCACCACACAACAAUAGACAAAUGAAAAUAAUUAGAAUCAUGUUUUAACAUCGUAACUUGCUUUUUAACCAACUUCAGGCUUCGAAAAGGGAAGUUAAAGAUUCAGCCAUUGUAAUUAUUAUAAAUGUGCAUUUCUUGCUGUAUAGUAUAAGUAUUUUUAUGUUUUUACCUGAGUCUAUGUAGCACCUGGUCCCCUGCCCACAGUCAUGUGACUCUGCAGUUCACUACCUGAUUCUGUACAGAUCAUAUAUAUAUAUAUAUAUAACAUUCCAUGUUUACAACUAUGUACUGCUUCCUGUACACUCGAGGACUUCAUUUCCUUUGCUGCAUCGCCCCCUUGCUGUGUGGAGUCUUUAUUUUUCCUCCCCUGUACACUUUUUUAAAAAAAUAAAUAAAUUUUUACAGCUUUUUUUUUAA
This is a messenger RNA of Anguilla anguilla (European eel), 5588 nucleotides long. RefSeq names its product DISP complex protein LRCH3-like. Gene Ontology annotation, molecular function: protein binding. The transcript is spliced from 20 exons. Bases 58 to 2238 code for a protein of 726 amino acids. Lineage: Eukaryota; Metazoa; Chordata; Actinopteri; Anguilliformes; Anguillidae. The record is from RefSeq and is a predicted model, not a curated record.